Messenger RNA from Epithele typhae, 762 nucleotides. RefSeq lists its product as uncharacterized. Bases 1 to 762 code for a protein of 253 amino acids. The transcript has 4 exons. The record is from RefSeq and is a predicted model, not a curated record. NCBI's taxonomy places the organism in Eukaryota, Fungi, Basidiomycota, Agaricomycetes, Polyporales, Epitheliaceae.
AUGACCCAGCACACAGUCGCCGUCCCGGCCUCGGUCCUCGCCGCGUCCGACGCGAUCACCCUCUCCUCUCUCUCCGCCCCCCUCGUCGCUGCAGAGCAAAAGUCGGCCAACAAGUCCCCAACUGCGCCCCGCGACCCGCACGUCCUGCCCACCUUCUCGCGCUCGCAGUCACCCAUCCUCUACCUGCCCCCGCUGCUCUCCUCCCUGCCCGAGGGCGUCGUCCACCCCGGCUACCCGCUCUCGUCCCCGAACCCGCUCUCGACCGCGUCGCGCCUGCCGACGAUCGACCACGCCUCGCUCUCGCUCCACCGCGCGCUGCACCACUUCCGGCCGGUGACGGACGAGUACGCGACGGUCCCGUACGCGGACGCGUUCAACUGGGACGAGUUCGAGCUCCCGGAGGACGAGGAGCGCGAGUGGUACUGCGUCGCGUUCCGGAGCAAGCGGCGCGACGGCAGCGACGGCGGACCGCUCUACGACGCGGACAAGAAGGCGCACGAAGAAGCGGUGCAGAACGGAGGCCUGAUCUUGUACUGGUACGGCACCCCCCAUCCCACCAAUGGGCUCAACCUCGCGACCUGCAUCUGGCAGUCGCGCGCGCAUGCCGCCGCCGCCAACUCGCGCCCACACCACGUCCGGGCGAUGCGCCUUGCCGCCGCGUCGUACGAGCGCUACGACCUCGAGCGGUAUCGGCUCCAGAAGCGCAAGGGUGAGCGCGGCGUCCACGUCGAGGCCUACGACGGUGGGGACGUUGGCUGGUGA